AUGUUGUGGAGAGGCUGGAAUUUCCUCAACCUUAUUAUGUUAUGCUGGAAAAGCGUAGGCAAAUGUAGAGUUUAUUCCAUCCUGAUCAGACAUUCAAACCAUGAACUAGGAGCGAAAAAAUCGCUAGAAGAAACGAGAGAAGUCAAAAAAAGGAUUCAAAGGGAGAAGAACUGGUUUAAUCGACGUGAUUCCGUGUUACAUUUAGUGAAAAACAUAGUCGCUGGCACCUAUGUUUACCUGAUUGAAAGAGGGGCCAGUAUGGAUCUCCUAAAACCGAACGGCGGGCGAGUUCCCGUCAUGCAUCGUGGCGGGCAAAACGCGGAUGUUUGCCCGACGCACGUCUCGCGAUUGGCGCGUGAGAUCAUUCAUCAGGGUCAACAGCCAAAAGGCAUCGUGGGAAGCUUCAGAAGGCUCUCGGCUCCUUGCUUGCGCUCCUCGUCCAUCCGGCUAUCGGAAGUUCUCGAUGUGAAACACGUGUUACACGGCGAAAAAGAGGGAGAAUGGCUCGUCGUGCGGCGAUACCUCAAGAUCUCUACCGUUUCUGCUCGGUCAUCGAACUCGAGUCAGAUGUCCCGCUCAGCGCAUGAACAAUUUUACUAUGGGAUCGAGGACCAAGCACGUCGACCAGCGUCGCUUCGUUCCGUUACAGAAACUCGCCAGAAAGGAUUCCAUGGACAAACGCGACUAAUCACUGUCACGCCAGAUGCAAUAAUUCCAUCGAUAAAUGAACCUAUCGAGGCUAGCGGAGGUUCACGAAGACGUCGAAGUGACCUGUUUGAUGCACGUGGUCGUCGGCAGUGUGUCACUUGGGAGACGAUGACUGACGAGGAACGCGAAGAAGUGCAGAGAAUGAAGAGGAAGGACGAGGCAUACAAGACGGCUUUAUGCGACGCAUUCAAGAAAUUUGGCUUCUGUCCCUACGGGGAAGGCUGUCGAUUUGCUCACGGCGAUAGCGAAUUGCGUCUCCCUGCUCAGCCUCGCGGAAAGGCGCAUCCAAAAUACAAAACUCAGCUUUGUGACAAAUUCUCCACAUUCGGACACUGCCCGUACGGACCACGUUGCCAAUUCAUUCAUAAGUUGAAAAAAGGAUUGCCUCUGAUCCAGUAUGAGCGGCUUCUUGCAGCAGGACAGAUCUCGCCUGAAAGAGAGGAUGAGUCUCGCAUGCCACCUGUUUCCCAAUCUCGUCGCUCGUCCGCCAUAAGUCCAAACAGAAAUCGCGCGGACACAGCGAGAAGGCUAUCGUUCGAUCGUGAGAAUUCAUUUACUCCAAGGCAGAAGAUCCCCAAUGCGAUAUAUCCGAAAAUGGAGAUCAUCAAUAUUGAACGUGCGUGCAAAUAUGCAAAUGAUAUCGUUGAGAAAACGACCAAUACACGUCGCCGUUCCGUGGAAUUUGACGACAUGAGGCCAGCCAUAGACUUUAGCAGUGGACAAAUGGGAAGGUCCUCGUCAAUGCAUUCCCUUGCUAACCGUGGAAUGAUCGGAGACGUCCGCAGCACACCGAUGGCGCAGCCGGUUGACCCUGGCGACAUGCAAGUGGAUACUCGUGUUGUGCAGAAGAACAAGAAACAUCCGGAUCUAUCACUGAUUAAAGAAGAACCCGAAGAAGCACAAACUCAAGAGGGAUCACCACGUGGUAAUCGCACUAAACGUGGUCAAUGGCCAGAGAAAGCUCUAGGAACGAAGAUGGACACAAUUACCGAGGACGACAAGGAGAACAACGUGAGCAAACAGAGUCGCUCAAAUGAAACGGAACUUCUUGUGCAGUCGUGCGAUGAGGAACUUCUUGCGCAGGGACUUUAUGACCACAGAUACCCAGACACGCCGACUGAUCUUCUAGAGCAGUGGAAGGAGUUGCGUGCGCACUAA
Molecule: messenger RNA, 1866 nt
Organism: Necator americanus (New World hookworm)
Lineage: Eukaryota; Metazoa; Nematoda; Chromadorea; Rhabditida; Ancylostomatidae
Exons: 18
Coding region: 1-1866 (621 amino acids)
Cellular component (GO): cytosol
Molecular function (GO): metal ion binding; mRNA 3'-UTR binding
Source: RefSeq, a predicted model, not a curated record